AUGGCUGUUUGGGAGACUUUGGAGCCGACUAAGCCCCACGUCGCUUAUGCUAUCGUGGGUAUUUUUUCUAUCCUGUUUUCUUUGGUGUCUUUGUUUAUCAAGGAGAAAUUAUAUAUAGGUGAGUCGACAUUAGCAGCAAUAUACGGGUUGAUUGUUGGACCACACUGUUUGAAAUGGUUCAGUCCGACAACAUGGGGGAACACAGACUCGAUCACUCUGGAAAUUACUCGUAUUGUCCUAUGUCUACAAAUUUUUGCUGUCGCCGUCGAACUGCCAAGAAAAUAUAUGCUGAAACAUUGGAGAUCGAUCACUAUGCUAUUACUGCCGGUCAUGACAGCUGGUUGGUUGAUAAUCGGUUUAUUCAUAUGGAUUAUCAUACCGGGACUUAAUUUCCCUGCAGGCCUACUGGUAUCCGCUUGCAUCACUGCAACAGAUCCUAUCUUGGCCCAAUCUGUGGUGUCAGGUAAAUUCGCUCAGAGAGUGCCUGGCCAUUUGAGAAACUUAUUAUCUGCAGAAUCUGGUUGUAAUGAUGGCAUGGCAUUUCCCUUCAUUUUCUUAUCUUUGAAUUUGAUUCUGCAUCCAGGAGAAGGUGGAGAAAUUGUCAAAAAUUGGAUCUGUAUCACAAUUCUAUACGAAUGUGUCUUCGGGUGCAUCUUAGGUACUUUCAUUGGUUACGUUGGAAGAAGAGCAAUUAGAUUCGGCAAAGAAAAGAACCUUGUCGAUCGUGAGUCUUUCCUAGCUUUCUACAUUUUCCUAUCAUUCUGCUGUGCAGGUUUUGGUUCAACACUAGGUGUUGAUGAUCUAUUGGUUUCUUUUGCUGCAGGUACAGCAUUUGCAUGGGAUGGUUGGUUCACUGACGCUACUGCAGAGAGUAAGAUUUCCACAGUCAUCGAAGUCUUAUUGAAUUACUCAUAUUUCAUUUAUUUCGGUGCAAUCAUUCCAUGGGAACAGUUCAACAAUGGGGAAAUUGGUACUGAAGUAUGGAGAUUGAUAAUUUUAGCAAUUAUUGUUCUUUUCUUACGUAGAAUCCCAGCUGUUGUCGUCCUAACAAAACUUAUUCCAGAUAUAAAAACAUGGAGAGAGGCUCUAUUCGUAGGUCAUUUUGGCCCGAUCGGUGUCGGUGCUAUUUUUGCAGCUAUUUUAGCAAGAUCGGAGUUGGAAUCAUCUGUCAGUGAUGAAGAGACUCCAUUGAGACAAAUCCCUCCAAAAGGUACGAAACAUUGGCAAUUGAUAUCCUGUGUCUGGCCAAUCACAUGCUUCUUUGUUGUUACCUCAAUAUUAGUGCACGGUUCCUCUGUUGCUUUAAUAACAUUAAGUCGUCAUUUGAACACAAUUACCUUGACAAAAUCUUUCAGCACUCACACAACCUUUGGUGGAAAAGCAUCAUGGAUGAGCAGAUUACCGCAAUUAGAAAACUCAGGUCGUUCCUUCUCAUUACAACGUGUUGAUACUGAUGCUCCAGAAAAAUCUGGAAAAAUGUCAGAAAUGUCAAGAUCAAGCACUGUCGAAACAAGUGGUAUACCUGUAAGGCAUGCCGGUGGUAUGAGAAGAUUGAACAAAGACCAACGGAAACAUAAACAUAUAAAGAAGAAAAGAGAAAACUUCUUUUCCAAGCAUCAUAAACAUUUUCCUGAUGAUGAAUUAAACGAUUUAGGAAGAGAAAGAUUACAGUUAGAAAAAGAAGCCGCUGCUGGUACAUUUGCAUUAGGUGGUAUACGUAACCACGCUCCACCAUCUCCAGUUAAAGGUGAAACCGUUGAAUCUACACCUUCAGAAGAAAAUGAGAAAAGCUACGAGAGCCAAAUCGACAACGGAGAUAAAAGCAGUCAUACAAAUAGCUAUCAAAAUAGUUCUUCUGUCCGCGAUUAUGAAGAGAAGUUCGACCAAGAUGAAGAUUAUCAAAUUAAGCCAAUCAGAAUCGAAGGCAUCGAUGAUCAGACCUCCCAAUCUACUGAUGAGAGGGUGGCACAAUUAUCUCAAGUCGAAUGUAAACCUGUCACCGCCUAUGUCGACGAAGAUAAUGUUAUUAUUGAAAAUAGAGAAGGUGAAGUUCUUGACCAUAUUAGCUUGGCAAGAUCUCCAGAUGAUGAAGAAGCUAUUAAAAACUACCAUGGCAACGAGCAGACUUCCAUAUAUAGUAACCAGAAUCUAAACAAAUUAACCAGAAUUGUUUCAAAUGCAUCAAGUAAAAGUUUUGGAGCUAUAAAGACUGCAUUUUCCCCACCUCCACCGGAUGAGAAACGUAAUGAUAAUAAUAAAUCCCGUUAUUAUGCAUAUAAGGUCGGUGAUAUAGUUAUGAUAGAAAAUGCAGAUGGUGAAGUGUUAAGAAGAUACAGAAUCAAAACCAAAACUGAUAGUAGUGGUCAAAAUGAAAACGUUUUGCAUAAAACUUUGUCUAAAUUAGGUUUGAAAAACCGUAGAGAAGCCAUCUCAGAUCAAAAUUUGAAUAAGGAACAAAAUGACAUUGCGCAUAGCGAGGAUCCGUUUACAAAGAAGAUGAGAAGAAACUUAACACCCGCUCCCAAGAAUGUCUCAAUUUCAAGAGAAGGUUCAUUAAUUGAUGAAGAUUUGGAAGAGACUUCCAUCGAGGAGCCAGAUUUACAAAAUUUUGAUACACAAUCAUACAAUGGUAGUGGUUACGAAAUGAGUAUCAAUGGUGAAGCAAAUGAUCACAACCACAGUAGCGAUGAUAAUGAUGACUCAUAUUCAAGUGGAGAAGAAUCUGAAACAUCUAUCCAAAAGAUUAGACGUUUAGCUGCAUUAGGUGCUGUUGAAGACAAUGGUUCUAAUAAUAAUGAAAAAUAA
This is a messenger RNA of Tetrapisispora phaffii CBS 4417, 2805 nucleotides long. It is a transcript of the gene NHA1, whose product is annotated as Nha1p. Gene Ontology annotation, biological process: intracellular potassium ion homeostasis; sodium ion export across plasma membrane; proton export across plasma membrane. The coding region runs from base 1 to 2805 and encodes 934 amino acids. Gene Ontology annotation, molecular function: sodium:proton antiporter activity. The record is from RefSeq and is a predicted model, not a curated record. Gene Ontology annotation, cellular component: plasma membrane. NCBI's taxonomy places the organism in Eukaryota, Fungi, Ascomycota, Saccharomycetes, Saccharomycetales, Saccharomycetaceae. The transcript has a single exon.